AUGACAUGCACUCAUCAAGAGUACGAUGAAGUGGUCGGCAACCCUAUCCCCAUCACAGGCACAACUCAUCGCUCUUUCUUCUUCGGAGCCACCGAGGUCUCAUCCAUCCGUAAAUUACUCCCCACCCACCUCAGUCAUCAACCAACCUCAUUCGAUCUCGUCACGGUGUGUCUUUGGCGUUGUCGUACAAAAGCUUUGCAAGCAGAUCCACAAGACGAUGUUCGACUCAUGUUCCUCGCUAAUGCACGUAUAGGACGUGAUAGAUUCAAACCUCCAUUGCCAAAAGGUUACUACGGGAACGCUAUCGUUUUCCGACAGCGGUUUCGACGGUCGGAAAACUCUGAGAGUCUGUUAGAGUAUGCGUUAGAGCUCGUUAGGGAAUCAAAGGAUGUAGUGAAUGGCGAGUACUUUCACUCUGUGGCUGAUUUUUUGGUGACUAGAGGACGACCUAGUUUUGCAACAGUGAGAUCGUUUAUAGUUGCGGAUUUUUCAUGUCUUGGAUUCAAAGAUGUUGAUUUUGGUUGGGGCAAGGCAGUGUAUGCUGGUCCAGCUUUCAGUGGACUUGGGACGCUUCAAGGAUCCACAUUUUAUGUUGGAUAUAGUAACAGUAAGGGAGAGGAAGGAAGAAUAGUUCCUGUUUGCUUGCCACCAGAAUGUAUGGAAAAGUUUGCCAAAGAGUUUGGAUCUUAUGCUUAA
Molecule: messenger RNA, 696 nt
Organism: Prosopis cineraria
Lineage: Eukaryota; Viridiplantae; Streptophyta; Magnoliopsida; Fabales; Fabaceae
Product: benzyl alcohol O-benzoyltransferase-like
Exons: 1
Coding region: 1-696 (231 amino acids)
Molecular function (GO): acyltransferase activity, transferring groups other than amino-acyl groups
Source: RefSeq, a predicted model, not a curated record